Molecule: messenger RNA, 606 nt
Organism: Lactuca virosa
Lineage: Eukaryota; Viridiplantae; Streptophyta; Magnoliopsida; Asterales; Asteraceae
Source: the annotation of a GenBank genome assembly
AUGAGGGUUUUAGCAAAACGUUUCACUGUCGUUCUCAUCCUUUUCUUCAUCAUCUCUGCAUCCACCACGGCGGAGAUGGAAUCUCCGGCGAUCCAGUCCAAUAACCUAGCUCCCUCCCUUUCUGUUCACUCCUCCAACAAAAUGUGCUCUCUGUACUCGAUCUUCUUCGAGAAUUGCCUCCCACAGCUCGCAUCUGUUUACUUUGUUUUUUCCAUCGUUUAUCUAUGGUUUCUGGUCUACUGGACAUUAGUUUGCUUCGAGGUCACGGCAAAAUUUCGCAGGAUUCAUCUGUUAAUGGCUGGUUUGAUUCUAACGAAGGCACUUAACUUGAUCUAUGAAGCCGCGAACGUUACAGUGCUGAUAGAUUUGAUUGCUUGUGGUGCUAUAAUAAUCCCCCUUACUAGUUCGAUUGUGUCGAUGAACACUGGUGGAAUGAGGGAUAAGAGUUUUCAAAAGUUGGAUGUAUUAAGGAACUUCUAUGCAAUUGUUAUGCUAUACUUUGUGUUUAUGACUCUUGUGGGACCCGCGAGAAAGAAUGGUCGUACUGGAUUAAACGCCAUUGAUGCUCAAGAAUUGUUGUUCUUGUUGAUCAUGAUAAAUAGGUAG